This is a messenger RNA of Mycena citricolor, 1626 nucleotides long. NCBI's taxonomy places the organism in Eukaryota, Fungi, Basidiomycota, Agaricomycetes, Agaricales, Mycenaceae. The record is from the annotation of a GenBank genome assembly.
AUGGUGGGCAGCAAGAAUCAGAAUGUCAUUGACCCGGUCCUUCUGAAUCUCAGACAUCCCCAAGUCGAGACUUGCGUAGCAAAUGGGGAAGCUUCUUCGCACAGCCUCGUUCUGCCGACACGCCCAGUCACUCCUGCCAGCGCAGAGCAUGCCCCAAUCUCUUCAGCAUUGUUGACGUUGAAUACGGCUGUCCGGCGCAGCGGCAAUGGCGAGAUAUCCGAGACUGCGUCAGAGUAUCGUGCAAGACUCAAUAUGUUGAAGCAAAAGAGGCUGCUUCAAGAGCAAUGUCGGAAGUUGGGUGUCAAGUACGCUAAACAGGCUACUUUGACAAAGUUGCGGGACAUUCUUGUCACUCACAGCUUUCCUCUGUCUCCGCCUCCAUCCACUACUUCCUUGCAGACACACCCUUGUCCACAAAAGAAGGCACGCACUUUUUACGAUGAUACUCAGCAACUCGUCCUCGAGAACGCCCUCGCAUCUGGGAGUGAGAUUCACUGCCUCGCAGCGCCUGUCGGAAGCCGCGUAUCAAGCGCCUGUCCACCUCAUUGUGGCGAGCUACAUGCUGGCAUUCCUCUCUCUGUAUCACUCCCACCUGCACCUAAGCGACUGCAACCACCUCGAUCAGACACACACGAACAAUUGCCUGGAGAUGAGCCAUGGACAGCUACUUUAACUUCUGCAUCCCCUAGAGAGAAUGUGGGAGAGGCUGAUAGCCUUGUGUUUCGCACCGAAGAAGCUCCUGACAGCGAGCGAGCACUCCUUCACGAGUUUUGCGCAGAUCCUGGUGCUGCAGCUCAGCUCCUAGGACAGGACGAAGAAGCUAGCGAUGGUGAGGACGAAGAUGAAGACGAUGAGGAGAGAUCACUGGACAGCGCGCAGAUGUUUGACAAACAUGCAAUGGCUGUGCGUGUGGAGGCAAACAAGCGGUUUGAAGCCGGGCGGCGACAGGGCGGGAUCCAGGCGCAGAAAUCAUGUGUCAAGGCUAUCGACGAAUUCACCGAGUGGGCUUUGAAGUUCAAGAAGAUUCACGACAACAUCAUCAAUGAACUUUUCCUCCUCCAGUUCAUCAAGUACCAUGCUGAACGUGAGAAACGAACUCGUCGUGGUAUCCCUAUUGCAGAUACUCGACUCGGAGCAUCCCAAUUGAAGAAGUUCUUUUUUGGUGCACUUCGGGUCCGCAAACAGCAGGAUGCCAAGAAUCCAGUGCUAGCCUCAACGCGACCGGUGACGACUGGGUUGGUCUGGGAUACAAUCAAGGAGAGGAUGAGUGACGCCAUCAAGCGAGCGUACAGAGGGGAAAAUGUUGGCGAAGAUGCCCCAGACGUUGUUGCCAACACAAUAUUGAUGGAUAUCACCGACGAUGAUCGUGACAGAAUCGGCAGAGGGUUUCUUGCUCAUCGACAUCUUCGGCUGGCUGUCUUCGGACACCUUGCAUGGACUGGACAGAGCGCAACUGGCAAUCGUGGUGAUGACAUUCGCUCGCUGGCACUCUGCGAGAUCCAGCCAUACGAAAUGGCCCAUCCUUUGCAAAGCAGGAAGAAGAUCUGGUGUCUGCUUGGUCUUCAGAGCCAGGAGAAGGCUGGUAAGCGUGGUAUGAAAACGGUACACGUUGCUCUUAUGAUCUUU